GCGGGGCGGGGCGGGGCGGGGCGGGGGCGGGGUCCCCUGGGCGCCCCGAGUGCGGCUUGAUUCGCCCUCAGAAGUCACUGCCCUCGAUCGGGCGCUCCUUCCAGGACGCGCCUCCCGGGGUACCUGCCCCUGCCCAGCCUGCAGGGCCCCCAGGCGCGAGUCUCUCUGCUGGGAAAAGGCGGCCGUCCCCCGCCUCCCGCAGGGGAAGCGACGUAGACGGGGCCUCGCGUCCUCCCCGCGCGCCCCGCCCCAGAGCCCGCGCGGCCGUGUUGCACUUUCCCCGGUUCCCACCCAAAGCGCCUGCUGCCCUCGCCUGGGACGCCGCCUGCCCGGCUCCUCCGGCGCCCAGGCGGCCAUCGCUGGGGGCAGUGGGCGCAGGAGACCGGGGCCCGGGAGCCGGCAGCACUGGGCGGCCCCUCGCUCCCCGCCUCCCGCGCCCCGCGAUGGAUCAGAGGCUCUCGGAGUUGAUCGAGGACCUCACGACGUCGGGGGAGCCCCGGCUGGACCCCGAGAGGAUGAAGGAGCUGAAGAAGAUGUGCAAGUCCUCGGAGGAGCAGCUGAGCCGCGCCUACCACCUGCUGACGGCCCAGCUGAGGCAGGAGCACGCCGAGGUCCGCCUCUCCGCCUUCCAGGUCGCCGAGGAGCUCUUCGCCCGCUCCCACCUGUUCCGGCUGCUGGUCGUCUCCGACUUCCAGGGGUUCCUGGAGCUCACACUGGGCACCGACCCCCGGCAGCCCCUGCCGCCCCCCCGGGAGGCCGCCCAGAGGCUGAGGCAGGCUGCCGCCCGGGCUGUCCAGGGCUGGAGCGAGAAGUUUGGCGCGGCCUAUAAGAAGCUUGCCUUGGGCUACCACUUCCUGAGACACAGCCAGCAGGUGGAUUUUCAGGACGCGGACGCCAGGACGCUGGCGGAGAGAAAGCGAGAGGAGGAGAAGCAGAGGCGUUUAGACAGGAUCUACCGGGAAAGGGCCGAGCAGGCCGUGCGGGAGAUGGAGGAAAUGUCUGGGGACAUCCGGGGCUGCCUCACAGAGGUGGACAGCUGCUUCCAGCUGCUGGUGCCCUUCGACUUGGGGCUGCACCGGGGGGCCGUUGCGCCUGCCGUGGCCUCUGGGGCGCCCGAGGAGGGCCCGCCUCGCCUGGCCAGCGCCCCAGACCUCGGGGACGAGGAGCAGCCCUGCUGCAGCAAGAGCCUGCCUGCCUGUGCGCGCCGCCCAGUGGCCACCACGGGGGCCUCGGGCGACGAAGAGGACGAGGAGGACAGCGACCAGGAGGACUUUGUGCGGCGCCAUGGGCUGGGCUCCCACAAGUACACGCUGGACGUGGAGCUCUCAGGCAGCCUCAGGGUGCAGGAGGACGAGGACAACUGCGCUGUCAUCCAGUCGGCCCGGGACGCGCUCAAGCUCAUCCAGAACAAGUUCCUGCCGGCUGUGCGCACCUGGGUCCAGCUGUUCACCCGCGCAGGUGCACGUGGCCAGCACUUGGAGGCCGCCAUCGACUUGAAGGCUGAGCUGGAAACCGCCCUGCGGAGAUCCCAGGAGCUGGACAUUGAGGCCGAGGGGCCUCGCAGGAGGGAGACGGCGGCCCUGGGAGACGAGGACGAGGACGAGGACGAGGAUGAUGGCGACUUUGUGGAGGUCCCGGAGAAGGAGGGGUACGAGGCCUGUGUCCCUGAACACCUGUGGCCCGAGGACGGGUCAGAGAAAGACCUGGCUGCGCAGGGCUUGCUGGCGAGGAAGAGGAGGAGGACGGACGAGGAGGCGAGCGACCCCACCUGUGCUGCCGCCCAGCUCCACCGGCUCCGCGGCCACUUGCCCCCAGUCCCGUGCCCGAGCCCCAGGGCGCCGCUGGCACCGGAGGAAGCCGGGAGGCUGGCGGCAGAGCGGGCCCGGGCGCCCGUGGUGCCCUUCGGGGUGGACCUGUGCAACUGGGGCCAGGAGCAGCCUGCGGCCGGGAAGGUCCUCAAGGUGGAGUCUCAGCACCGCUUCUGGAAGCCCAGCGAGGUGGAUGAGGAGGUGGACAGCGCCGAGGUCUCAGAGGUGCUGCGGAGCCGCCACAUCACCUUCGCGGGGAGCUUCGAGCCCGUGCAGCACCGGUGCCGGGCCCCCAGGCCCGACGGCCGGCUGUGUGAGCGCCAGGACCGGCUGAAGUGCCCGUUCCAUGGCAAGAUCAUCCCCAGAGACGACACGGGGCGGCCCCUGCACCCGGAGGACAGGGCCCGGGAGCAGAGGCAGCAGCUGCAGAGGCAGGCCGGGCGCUCAGACUGGCAGGACCCCGAGUUCAUGAGGGAUGUGGAGGUGGCUACAGGGGUGGACCUUGGCUCGUCCAGGGCUGGCAGGAGAGGCAAAGGCAAGAAGAGGAGGCACCCCGGCCUCACCGACCUGAAGCAGCAGGCAGACACCGCCCGCACACGCAUCGCCAAGAAGGUCUUCGCUAAGGCGGCCGUGCAGAGGGUGGUCACAGCCAUGAACCAGAUGGACCGCAAGAAGCACGAGAAGUUUGCAAACCAGUUUAACUACGCGCUGAGUUAGGGGCCCCUGUGCUGUGGCCCCCUCUGCUCUCAGCUCCUCUCCCUCUGCCAGGGCCCCGGAGGGGAGAGCGGACAGGUCUGGGCAGUGGCCUCCGUCUCCAUGAUUGUGUGCAAUGUGAGGAAAUGGUGCAUCUUCUGAUUAAAAUGCUGAGGGUGUGGACGCGCCGUGGCCAUGGGGGCCACCACCAUCUGGGUUAUGGGUCGGGCCUUUCUAAGAGGCGCUGGGCGCACAGGGCUCACCUCGGGCAGCCGUGUCUCCAGCGGGCAUUUGGCAGGGCCCGCGCACUUCAUGGUGUGCUCAGGGGGGAAGGUCUGGCCAUGAAUUCUCUCCACGUGCACUUGUCUGGGAAUGUCUUCAUUUCUCCUUCACUUCUCAGUGUGGGAAUGUGCGUGUGGCCACCCCAGCCACCUCCCAGCCCUCUGCUGGGGUCAUCCGCUCAGGGACUCUAGGAAAAGCCCCACUUGUGUAAAUGCUGUUUUAAUGCAAACACAAAGGGAAGCGGGCACCCGCCCGUCGCACAGUGAGGGUCCAGUUCCCCCUGCCUUGGUGCUGGCUCCAUGAACCCACUGUGUGUGUUUCAAACACGACCUAGUUGAGUUACAGCUCGCGUGCCGUAACUCUCUCUAAGGCAUGCGUUCAGUGGCACCACGUGCUUCCAGUGCUGAACCGUCCCCCCACCCCCACCACGUAGUUGCAGAACUUCAUCCCCCUGAAAGGCAGCCGGUCCCCAGGAGUGGCCACUCCCCACCUCCAGUCCAGGCCCCUCGGAGCUACUGCCUGUCUGAAUUUCCCUGUUCUGGACCCUGCAUGGAAUGGAGCCCUGAUGGCCUGUCUGGCUCAGGACAGCGUGGCUGUCCGAGGUUCUCCCGUGUCCAGCCAAUGCCAGAAAGUCGCUCCCCUUUACUGCCCGCUUGCUCCAGCGUUUGGAGGUGCCUUUGUUUAUCCACUCGCUAGCAACGUGGAUAUUGGCACAUUUUGACUUGGGAAUAAUGCUGCUGGGAACAUCUGUGUGUUGUGUGGACACGUUUUCACUUCUCGUGGGCAUGUAACUAGGAGCGGAAUUGCUGGCUCACAGGGCGACUGUUUAGCCUUCUGUGGCACUGCUGACCUGCUUUCCCUGCGGCUGCACCUUGUACGUCUCCCCAGCUGUGAGGGUUCUGACUCCUCCACAUCCUCUGACACUUGUUAGCAUCUGUCUUUAACCACAGCCAUCCUCGUGGGUGAGUUUUGGUUUGCAUUUUCCUAGUGACUGGUGAUAUUGAGCAUUUAAAAAAAAAAUACUAUUUUAUUGAUUCCAGAGAGGGAGAGAAACAUCAAUGAUGAGAGAAUCACCGGCUGCCUCCUGCACGCC
Molecule: messenger RNA, 3876 nt
Organism: Myotis myotis
Lineage: Eukaryota; Metazoa; Chordata; Mammalia; Chiroptera; Vespertilionidae
Gene: UVSSA
Product: UV stimulated scaffold protein A
Exons: 13
Coding region: 444-2525 (693 amino acids)
Biological process (GO): transcription-coupled nucleotide-excision repair; response to UV
Cellular component (GO): chromosome
Molecular function (GO): RNA polymerase II complex binding
Source: RefSeq, a predicted model, not a curated record